AUGCACGCAGCGGACUACAUAGACGGGGUAGGGAGGUCGAGAGGCCGACAGAGCAUCCCUAUGGAAGAGCGUUUCUGGCAUCGUGUGGGCCGUGAAAUGCCGUCGAGGAACUUCAUGAUCCUCUUCCGCUGCAUGAGGCCGACCUUCGCUGCUCUCGUCAAGGAGCUGUACGACACCCUCGACGUUCGAGCAUCUGACGGCGGGCGCGGCCCGGCUUUCCAUCCGUGCGAACGAACGGCUAUGGUGUUGUACAGGUUGGGACACGGGGCCGGAGCACGGGCGACGGCGGCGCUCUUUGGUGUUUCUGAUGGAUGGGUCACAUCAUGCACGUGCGAGUUCAUAACGAGGGUGACCGCGAGGCUCAUCCCGAGGUUCCUCUGGUCCUGGCCCACACGAAACGACCAAGACAACAUAUCCGCGGCUUUCGAGCGCCGUACGGGAUUCCGCGGACCUCCAGGCUCCGCGGGCGAUGCCGGUGUUUGGGACUGGGCGAGACAGAGCAAGGACAUCGCGGAGGAACAGAAGCUGCCGGAGGCGCAACGCAGGCAUCGGCGGCGGCCCCGGAACCGGGAGGCAAAAUACCUGGCAGACAAGUACAUGGAGGCGACGUGGGGGGCGGAGGGUUCCGCGCUCGACCAAGCUCGCCUGGCUGCGGAGGCUAGCUACCCUGCGCAGACAGCGAAUGAUGAGGGGGGAGGCAGCGAAGAAGAGACUGGGCCCGACAUCGACGCGGCCAACCUAGCAGGUUCAUUCAUCGGGUUCGCAGGACCGGUAAUGUGCUGGGCGGCGGACCACUGGCGAGAAAUCGCCUCUGCAUCAUCGCCGUACCCACAACUAUACGCGAGGAGUGAAGCCGACCAGCCCCCGGAAUACUGCACCGUCUUCCACCACAUGGUGAAAAGCGCGGGGUCGACCGUCAAAUCUACCCUUCGCAGCGCCUCACGAAGAGAAGGUGUCCCGUUACCAGCCUCACGGUGCUACGGGAGGGGACGACUAGGACGCGCCCUUCGAAGACCCGGAGGAUGCCGUGGGUUUUGGAGCUCGGAGGUUGCUGCAACAGCUGCCAACGAAAAUGUACUGCACAGCAGGGGGGAACUGGGGCUGUCCAAAGACUCUAUCCUCAAGUGGCGUUGGCACUUCGUGCCGCCGCGCAGACCAAGCCCGUCGCCCCGGUGGUCUAGUUGGUAGCCUCGUAACCUUCUAGAGUUCAGGUCAGGGGUUCGAAUCCCUGCGUAGGCGAGCUUUUCUUGCAAAGUGAGUUUUUCUCUCGCUUCCGCUCCUGGCCGAGUGGAUAGCGCUAGUUCGUGUGUACACAGAGGGAAGAGAGUGCUGAACUCUUCUCGCAUUAAAAAAAAAAAUUGAAGGCGAAGUACCGCAGGAGGGGAGGGUGGAGAGAGGCUCUUCUGUGUGACCACGGGUUGGAAUAAACGGCAGUAGUGCUGUGAGCGCUGAUUUGAAGUGAAGAAG
Messenger RNA from Ectocarpus siliculosus, 1467 nucleotides. The record is from the annotation of a GenBank genome assembly. NCBI's taxonomy places the organism in Eukaryota, Phaeophyceae, Ectocarpales, Ectocarpaceae.